AAUAUUGAAACAACUAGAACUACCCUUCUACAAUGUCUUUGGAGUCUGAUGCACGAGCAGAAUCAUGUAGAAAGGCCUUAAAGGUGGCAGUCAGUGCCUUAGCAUCUGAGGUGGGUUUCGAGAGAGCUGAAGAAGCUGCCGUUGAGACGCUGACAGAAAUGCUGCAAAGUUUUAUAACUGAACUUGGGCGGAGUUCACAGGCCUAUGCAGAGUUGGCAGGCAGAACAGAAGGAAUGAUGACGGAUGUGGUUAUGGCUCUGAUGGAAAUGGGUCAAAAUCUCAGUAGCUUACCAGCACAUGCUAAAAGAGCCAAUAAAUCCGUUUUCCUACCUCCUGCCCACAGCACUCCUACCCCCAACCCUAGAACUCUUCAGGCUGGGGACAAGAUGCCACAUCCCUCCCACAUCCCAGAGCACAUGCCUGCCUUUCCUGACCCUCAUACCUACAUCAGAACUCUGACACAAAAGCCCCCAGUGAAUGAAUAUCAGAUAAUUAGAGAGAAAGCAGCUUCACAGAAACGGGACGUAGAACGAGCAUUGACACGCUUCAUCGCCAAAACCGGGGAGACGCAGUCACUCAUUAGGGAUGAUGCCAAUCUAUUCCCAUUAAUAGCCAUCAAACCUCACCCUUUACCCUAUCUCAAUGCUCUCCUCCCCAAAGACCAAGACCUUCUGGCUCAGGAAGAGGACACUCCAGCCACCAAAGAGAAUUCCUCAUCAAAAUCCUCACAGGGAGGGACCAAAGAGGGGGAAACAACUGAGCAGGAGGGGGAUACCCCUGACCCAGAGGCUAUAGACAAUCCGUACCUUCGUCCUGUCAAAAUGGCAAAGUACCGAAAAAAGACAGGUGUAGGAAUGGGAUGAUGUGUGAAAUCAAGAGACGUGUGUCAAAGGUGUAGAGUGAGAGGAGGCAGUGCAUGUGCACUCUGGACCAUUAAACACUGAAGAGUAAACUAAAAGAACUGAAAAUCAAGAGAAAGGAGUUUAAUGUAUCAGUUUGUUGUUGACAUGACCUCCUUUUCAGUGGCUUAAGACAUCAUCUAUCAGUUACUGAUUUUUUAGCUACUGUUUCUGAACAAUAACAAACUGAAAUUGUGCUGUAUUGUUUUAGUCAGUGGAGCAGUUUUUGGAAUGAUUUACAACUUUCAGUACACAAAUAAAUAAUUUAUGAAUCUUCAUUUAAAAAAAAAUAUCAUUUCUCUGAAAGGAAGCUCUAUAUAUAUACUAAUGAAAAUUGUGUUUUGGACUUGAGAAAAUUAUAUCAUAAAAAGGUGUACACAUUUAAACAAUAAAAUGCUUUCUUUGGUUGUUAGUACAGGAAUUAAUGUUGCAGCUGUUACAGAAAAAAUACAUAACCUGCGUAAGGUUAUGUAAUUUUUUUCUGCAAUAGCUGCGACGUUAAUUCCCAUACUAAAAAAGAAAGACAUUUUAUUGUUUAUAUUUAUAUCUGUUUCAAAGAACAUUCAAAGUAAAAUUAAAUAUGGUAAAUAUUG
Messenger RNA from Saccostrea echinata, 1492 nucleotides. RefSeq names its product transcription initiation factor TFIID subunit 8-like. Gene Ontology annotation, biological process: transcription initiation at RNA polymerase II promoter. Lineage: Eukaryota; Metazoa; Mollusca; Bivalvia; Ostreida; Ostreidae. Gene Ontology annotation, molecular function: protein heterodimerization activity. Gene Ontology annotation, cellular component: transcription factor TFIID complex. The record is from RefSeq and is a predicted model, not a curated record.